UGACGUCACAAGGAUGAAUGACGGGGAGCGAGGCCAUUUUCGACCAUUCAGUUAGGUGUUUGGCCGCGGUGCAGCGAGAGGCCUUUAACUUCCUGCUUCUCGCCCUCACAUUUGUGCCAUCAGUCGGGCCUCACACUCGGUGCCCCGAGGAGUGUUUAUAAGACAAUUGAGAGUUGGAGAGUGAUGUGCAAGAUGUAUAGCAGAGGGUGGCAGGAGGAUCGUCUUCAUGUUUGCUGGUGCCAACAAUGUGUGGACAACCGUUCUCUCUCCGUAUAAUGCUUCUCGCAUCUUUGACAUGGCAAUUAUUGAAUUAAUUGGUGAUCUCAGUGUGAAGUAUUUUUGUUAUUGUGAGACUGCAUAGACUUAAAAGCUAAAAACUGCACAUCUGCUUGUUUGGUGAGGUACAAAGCAACGCUUUGUAGUGCAAGUUUCGUGGGAAGAAAAGAACAGUUACUAAGAACAAGUGUGGAAAUGAAGUGGUGAGGGUGGCAGGUGAAAGUUGCAGGCAUGAGGUCAGGUGUGCCCUGACCCGUGCCUCUAGAGCCGUGCCCCUCGAGCCAACCAUGGGCCAGGGGGCUAGCUAUCACCAUCACCAGCACCAACUGCACCAGCACCAAGUAUCUCACUGGGCCAUGGAUUCAACACAGGAUCUCACACACAGUCCCCAUCAGGUGCGUCAACGAGUGCAGCACCAACAGCAACAACGAGAAAUGAGAGAACUGCAGCUAGAUAGGGAACAUCAGGAAAGACAUUUGCAGCAGCAGGAGGUAGGAAGCCUUGCCAGUGGGUGUUGUGGCUCAGGCUCAUCAUGCAGCUGUGGUGGUGGCCUGUCAUCAACAGCUGCCAUUUAUGGCACUACAUCUGCCCCGGAUCCCACCUCUCAUGCAGUUGUUGUGACUCCCCCUCGCAGCCUUCCCCAUCACCACCAUCACUAUCAUCACCAGCAGAGGCCAGACUCUCCCAUUACUGCCAGUGCCACUGUCUCGAGCAGUAGUAGCAGCAGAUGUAAUGGGACAGGUGGAACUUGUAGUAGCAAUAGUGGAUGUGGUCACUGGUGCUCCUCAUGUAGGGUGCGUGUACAAUUGGAGGUGGAGUGUGUGGGUGGAAUGGAGACACGACCUUCACCUCCUCGAGGAGGCCGCCUCCGUACUCUGGCCUUUCCUAAGAGGCAUCGCCACAAGACAAAAACACCAACCAGAGACAUACCACCACAACCCAAGAAGAAGAAGACCCCCUGGACAUUUCGACUAAAUUGCCGACUACGGCCUUCCAAGUCUGAACCAGAACCCGAAGUCACCUCCAGUGUGGGUUGUGGUGCCUGCAUGUGUCCAAGCUUAAGGAGACCUGAUCCUGAACUCCACCCUCAUCACCACCACCACCACACUCAUCAUGGACACCCCACUGGCCAGGAUGUACCCACAGUCUCCAGCGUAGGAGUAAGCAUAGCCGCAAGCCCUGGUGGUGCUGUAGCUCUAAGGGCUCCUGUCAUUGAUCUUUCUAGGUUUAACCCAGAAGCUUAUCCAAUUGAAGACUGGGAAGAACAUGCAAGACAGGAAAGGGCACGAGAGAUGGCAGAGGGUGUGGAACCACCACCAGGAUUUGGAUCAGGGUCCCUUACCCUCCCUCCAACACAUCACAGCCUCACGCCUGCACAUCAUGCUCUCACACAUCUACAGUUACAGCAUCAGCACCAACUGCAGCUACAGCAAGCAGGUGCAGUCACUCCUUUACCCUUACCCUAUAAUUCUAUGCUUGACCUCCAGCUGCUUUUGGAGCGUUCUCUUCGUUUGGGUCUGGCUGGGCCACGCUCUGUUGCUACCUCACUCACAGAGGAAACUUUCUUGCAGCAGGUUGGCCGUCUAGCUGGGGAUGGUUCUCUAUUGCAACGCACUGUGCACACACAAGUGGAUUACAUUCAUUGUCUUGUACCUGAUCUUCUGAGUAUAACUAAUUGUGUGUUCUACUGGGGCAAGAUGGAUAGAUAUGAAGCUGAACGUCUCCUUGACAACCGACCUGAAGGAACUUUCUUGCUCCGGGACUCUGCGCAAGAAGAGUAUCUCUUCUCUGUUUCUUUCAGACGCUAUGGUCGCUCUCUCCAUGCUCGAAUUGAACAGUGGAACCAUAAGUUUAGUUUUGACUCGCACGAUCCAGGCGUAUUCGCAUCAGAUACUGUGUGUGGCUUGAUAGAGCAUUACAAGGACCCAUCUUGUUGUAUGUUUUUUGAGCCCAUGCUAACUAACCCACUUGCUCGUACGUUCCCAUUCCCAUUGCAGCACUUGUGUCGUGCUGUUAUUUGUUCCACUACCACCUACGAUGGCAUCAAUAACCUUCGUCUACCCAAGCCACUCAACAACUACCUCAAGGAGUAUCACUACAAGCAGCGGGUCAGAGUGCGCCGCCUCGACCAUUAGUAUGGCAUCUUGAGCAAGAAUGCUUGGACUGUACUGCCACAGGCCACAUAAUGUUUUUUAUAGGGGAGUAAAGUACUUCCUGACAGUCCCUAAACUACUUUAAAAGACACAGCAACCACUUCGUACUAGAAAAGCCUGAAUGCCACAGUUGGUCAUGUUCAUACAAAUGUAAGAUAAAGACAGUGCCAGUGGGGUUGCUAGCUUGUGAUUCAUUUUAGUUACUGGGCAGCCAACAAGGGGAUUAACUUCCAGGGAGGCGGGGCUGUACCCUAUUAAAAUAUAUAAAUAAUUAUAAAUUAUAUACAGUAUACUGUAUAUAUAUAUAUAAUAUAUAUAUAAUAAUAUAUAUUAUAUAUAAUACAGUAUAAUAUAUAUAUUCCUAUGUAGAUCAUUGCUCCUCUCUGUGCAGUAGGUGUAAUUUUCAGAUCCGUGAGUCGGGGCAUGUUCCUUCCCAGCUAUAAUGGUGCUGCAGAACUCCCCCCUCCCAUCUCAACAACCCCAUCUUCCCUACACACAUCCAGUGUUUCCAGUACAGCAUUAUAAGUGUGUUUAUAUUCAACUGCCAUUGAUCCAGCAACUGGAAUGCCUAGAUACGCUUAAAACUUUGUACUGUGUACAUAAUACACUUGUUAUCCUUUGCUUCCUUUCCCUUCCCGUCCCCUAGUAGACAAAGAAUGUCUGCAAUUGGAUGAAUGCGUGUGCUCGUGAGCGGGCGGCACAAUGAUGACUCGUCAAAGGUUCGGGAUGAAUGAUCGUCGCACGUUGGUGUUGCGUGUUUCUAUUACUGUUUCAGUCUGUCUCCUCUAAAUUCUCUCAUAGUUGGAAUUUGGAGAAAGGAGAUUUGGUAUUUUUGUGUGACAUUUUGGGCAUUAGAAUGUUACCAGGGAGGAUAUAAACCUUGUUCCUGUGAAUAGCAUAAAGG
Molecule: messenger RNA, 3333 nt
Organism: Procambarus clarkii (red swamp crayfish)
Lineage: Eukaryota; Metazoa; Arthropoda; Malacostraca; Decapoda; Cambaridae
Biological process (GO): phosphatidylinositol phosphate biosynthetic process; intracellular signal transduction
Cellular component (GO): phosphatidylinositol 3-kinase complex
Molecular function (GO): 1-phosphatidylinositol-3-kinase regulator activity
Source: RefSeq, a predicted model, not a curated record